Messenger RNA from Macrosiphum euphorbiae (potato aphid), 1347 nucleotides. Lineage: Eukaryota; Metazoa; Arthropoda; Insecta; Hemiptera; Aphididae. The record is from the annotation of a GenBank genome assembly.
AUGGAGAAAGUUGAGAUUGCUACUAGGAAGUCGGAAAGCUUAGGCUCUUUAUGGGAUUUUAUUCUUUUCGAAUUUAAACUUGGCUAUUCUCUAGAAAAUGACGAAAAAGAAUUUUCAGACAAGAGAGAAAAAGUUUACAAUUUUAUGAAAAUACCCUUAGAAGUAGAACGAUUCAUGUUGUAUGGAAUUUGUCAGUGUGUAGAUUCAUUCCUAUUUGUAUACACAUUCCUACCAUUACGGGCAUUAGUCGCAUUAAAAUCAUUAAUUUGUAGUUCUUUAUCAAAAUUAAAUGGCAAUCAUGAAAAAAAUUACUUAUCUGCUGCAGAAAUUUGUGACUUGCUAAAGAUGGCUGUACUUAUAACAUGUUUGAUGAUGUUAUUACCGUGGGAUACGUCAAUGAUAUAUCAUAUAAUUAAACGCCAGUCGGUUAUUAAGUUAUAUAUACUUUUUAACAUGUUAGAGGUCGGAGACAGGUUAUUUUCAUCAUUUGGCCAAGACAUUUUAGACGCUUUGUUUUGGACCGCUACUGAACCUAAGACUAGUCAGCGUUCACAUUUUGGCGUUUUACCACAUUUUAUUAUUGCUGUGUUUUAUGUCUUUUUACAUAGCAUACUUGUAUUAUGCCAAGCUACCAUAUUGAAUAUCGCCAUUAAUUCUAAGAAAGGGGCAUUACUACCAAUCAUGAUGUCCAAUAACUUUAUAGAACUUAAUGGGAGCGUGUUUAAAAAGUUUAAUAAAACAACUUUGUUCCAAUUAUCGUGCAGUGAUAUCCGUGAACGAUUCCAUCUGUUCAUAUUAUUACUGAUAGUUGUAGUGCAAACAAUGAAAGAAUACCAAUGGACUAGUGAAUCAUUUUGGAAGUUGAUGCUUGACUGCGUGAAUGUUAUGAUAUUGGAAAUUAUAAUUGAUUGGACGAAACAUGCAUUUAUCACUAGGUUCAAUGAAAUCAACUUGUCAGUGUACAGUGACUAUUUAUUGAGCUUUGCUUAUGACACUGCACAGUCUUAUAAUAAAAAGGCAUUUACUGAUCACUCGGAUUCGGUGGCAAGACGAAUGGGAUUUAUCCCAAUUCCCCUUGGAGUAGUUAUAAUUAAGGUUUUAACUAAGUGUGUGUCUAUUGAUGGGCAACUAGUUUCCAUAGUUCUACUAUUGUCUACAUUAACAUGUGUAGCCACAUUGAAAAUUGUUAAUCUUGUCUAUAUAAUAGGAAGAGCUUGCAAGAUGAUAAACCUCGACAAAACGGUAUGUGAAAAUAAAAAUAAAAAUAAAUCUCAAUUAUUUAUUUAUUUUGAUAUUAUAAUCAAUAGAUUGAUUUACGGGAGGCAUACCUUAAUACACAAAUAUUAG